This is a messenger RNA of Gongylonema pulchrum, 641 nucleotides long. NCBI's taxonomy places the organism in Eukaryota, Metazoa, Nematoda, Chromadorea, Rhabditida, Gongylonematidae. The record is from the annotation of a GenBank genome assembly.
CUGAGGCCUAGGCAUUCAUUUCAGUUUCAACUGAGGACGUACUCUGUUGGCGCAUCCUCAUCUCUGUACAACGCGCUGCCUCCUCCAAAUUCACAAAUCUCUACCGAUGCAACUUCCUAUCAUCACUCAGCCAAUGCCAGCCGGUCGGAAGGAAGCUCCGUGUUCGCUGAUGCAAGUGCUGCAGCAAUAAAUACAAAUCCCAGGAAAUUUUAUGCGCCACCACCGUCAGCUGCUAGUUUAUCAACAUAUGGCGUUGUGAAACCAGCUGGAAUGCGACUGCACGUGGAUCGUCAUCGUCAGAGCAGUGCCAGUAGUAAUAACACAGGUCCAUCAAAAAGUCGACGAAAGUUACGACAUCGGGCUCGUCUUGCUGCUGAUCAUAGUCCUCCCCCAUCUUAUUCACAGGUGACAGUUACACGUCCGGUCUAUGUUGAUCCAGGAAUGGAAUGCAGUGAAGAGGAAUCUCGACAAUUGCGUGCUCCAACGAACAGCAGAAUUGUUUCUUCAAUUGAUUCUUCAUCACAGGAAGGCACCAAACAAGUGCUGCUAUCAAGUAUCCGUCGAAAUAAACCACGAAAGCAGCGCGUACUUGCUUGUCCCUCAUCAUCUUCCGAAAUCUCAGUUAAUUUUCAGCAGUGAGA